CCAGUCCCAGAGACCUCAGGGCUCAGAGGACACAUUGAAAACGCUCAUCCAGGCUGUCUGGAUAAUUCUGGGUUUUCAAACAAAAGGGAUUUACCCUUAAACCACCCCACAGUGUUUCUUUCCUUUUUUCCCUCCUCAGGAGGAACUGCCAAAAAUUUAAAACCUUGUGCAAAACGGACCAGCGGGAGAGCAGGAAGCUGCUCAUGGAGGAGGUGAACUCUGUGUGGGCCACCCAACAGAUGGACCCCCAGGGAGCCCAGGAGAGGCAGCAGCAGCAGGGUGUCGUCCCCUUCCUGGGCACGUUCCUCAAUCACCUGAAACUGCUGGACAUUGGGAUGGAGGAUGAUCUAGAAGGAAAUCUGGUGAACUUCCAGAAAUGGCGUGAGAAACUCAAAGUCAUCCGGAGGAUCCAGCUGCUCCAGCAGGCUGCAAAUGCAUAUGACCUAGAGCCCGAUGAGCGAUUUGGGGCCUGGUUCCAGGCCAUGGAGCCCCUCAGUGUCGAUGAGAGCUACUGCCUCUCCUGCCGGCUGGAGCCCGCACACCAGAAGGCGAGCAAAAUGCGGCUCUUCAGGAGAAAGAGGAACCGGACAUCCUCCAGUUCAGGGCCGACCACCGUGCCCUUGGCAAGGAGCCAUAACCCUCUGGAGACCACAAGUGCAGCUCCUCCUGAGCAGCAGGGACACUGGGACCCUCAGGGUGCACCGGGUCAGCUCUUCCCCCCCACCCCAAGUGAAGGAGGACAUCUGAAGACUUUCUCUGGUUUCCCCUAAAGCCCCAGGCGGAGGGCACGACCCCCCUCCAAAUCCCUGACAUCUGCACCCC
Molecule: messenger RNA, 822 nt
Organism: Diceros bicornis minor
Lineage: Eukaryota; Metazoa; Chordata; Mammalia; Perissodactyla; Rhinocerotidae
Product: ral guanine nucleotide dissociation stimulator-like
Exons: 7
Coding region: 204-770 (188 amino acids)
Biological process (GO): positive regulation of GTPase activity; Ras protein signal transduction
Cellular component (GO): plasma membrane
Molecular function (GO): guanyl-nucleotide exchange factor activity
Source: RefSeq, a predicted model, not a curated record